AUGAGUGGUCAAGUGGCCGAGGGCCGCCUGCAGGUCCUGCAGAUCUACCGCCUGCUGCAGUACGUUCAUGGACAUGACAUGGUCCAGAUAGAGAAGAUGCUCCAGUGUGGUGUGGACAACCUGGUCAACCUGACAGAGCCCAAGGAUGGCAUGGGGGCGCUUCACGUGGCAGUGGCGGCCAACGAUGAGGAGCUGGUCAGCUUCCUUCUGUCCCACGGAGCUCUGCCUGACAUCCAGGACAAGAACGGCUGCACUCCGGUCAUGUCUGCUGUUGAGCUGGGAAACGACGCCAUUGUGGCGCUGCUGGCUCAGAAUCAUGCGAAUAUGAGGCUCCAGGACGCUGAAGGCAAAGGUGUGCUGUUCUACUGCAUCUACCCCACCAAGCGCCACACUCGCUGCCUGCAGGUGGCGCUGAAGUUCAAAGCCGACGCCAACAACGUGUCGGCUCAGGGGACUCACGUCUUCCAGCUGAUGUGUGAAAAGGCCCUGGAGUGCAGUCCCAAGUGUCUCAUUAUGUUGGACGGAGGAGCAGACCCCAACGCGACAAAUGAGAAAACUGGUGUGACAGCGUUAAUGGAAGCAGCCAGAGCAGGUUUACUGCCGCUGGUCAGAGCCAUCCUGAAGAGGGGAGGGAACCCCAACGCCCUGGACAGGAAACGGCUCACAGCGGUGCACUACGCUGCCAUGGGGGGCUUUUUUGAGGUGAUUCAGGUGUUGUCUGCGUACUCUGCAGACAUGGCUGUGAUCAGCUUAGAGGAGUGCAGCGCCUUACACUACGCUGCAGCCGCCGGAGACGCAAACUGCUGCAAGUUCUUGGCACAGAGAGGUUGUAACCCGAAACUGAAGAACCACGAGGGUCUGCUGCCACGUCAGAUCGCCAAAGACUGUGGUCACAAAGCAGCUGCCAAAGAGCUGAGGAAAGCAGAGAAACAACCAGCCAAAGGCCACAAGUCCACGGCUGUGGGCCCCCUGUCCGACCUGUGGGCCCUGACCCUCCACGACUGGUCCAACGAGAACGAGGACGACCUACGGCGAGCCUGCGGGAACAAAUCAGACGUGGUUUCCGCAGAGAGGUUCGUCUCAGUCUUAGAAGAACUGAAGGCUCCGGUGGAAGUCGGCCAGAUCCACAUAGUGAUGGCAGCCCACGACAGAGGCCGAGAGGGCUGCAUCAACGUCAACGACUUCAUCAAAGGCACCAAGUACGUCAAGAAGCCCUUCCUCCUGUCCUCAUAUGUGCCCAAAAAGAAAAAGGAAAAAGGGGGGAAAGGGGGGAAGAAGAAGGGGAAGUUUGUCCUCCCCCUGCCCAUCUGCACUCUGACUCCAGAGCUCAUGCCCCGACGACCCGACGGGGGCCCGCCCCACUUUCUGAUCGAGACGUACUGGAACCACUCGGACCCCCGGCGUUUUGACCCCGACCACCCCCCCGUCCAUCCGGUCAUGAACGACUCCGGAUGGUACUUAGAGAAGCCCAACAGCGUCUUCAUCAACAUGGGCUACUGUGUACGGAGCGGGGACCUGGAGUCUAUGGACCUGGCCUUCAGUCAGGGGGUCCCCGUGGACGUCCAGGACCAGUUUUACAAGACCCCGCUGAUGUUGGCCUGCUCCACCGGAAACUACGAGAUGGUUCGGUACCUUCUCAGCCGAGGAGCUGAUGUGAACAUGUGUGACCAGUUCCUGUGGACGCCCCUCCACCAUGCAGCUCACGCAGGCCAAGUGGAACUUAUUGAACUUCUGCUGGAGGCCGGAGCCUCUGUGGACGCCCCGGCCCUCAGUGGGGGGACCCCCCUGAUGAGGGCCAUUGAGAGCUCUAGACCCUCCUGCGUGGACUAUCUCAUCAAGGCAGGCGCCAGUGUUGUUGCAGAGAACAAGAAAGGGAAGAACUGCCUUGACGUGGCCAGAGCGUUUGGAGACUCCAGAGUUAUUGAGUUGGUCCGAGACAAGAUGGAUUCUCUGCCUAAACCCAAGGACGGCCCCCGAGGGAAAGGCGGAAAACCUCAAAAGUCUCUGAAGUCUAGCACCGCGAAAGCCAAGGUCUUCACCACAGAAGCAGCAGGAACGUCUACAUCAACGACAGGGAAGAGUGUUCCUCUGAAAGAGAUGAAGGACGUCAUCCAGCAAAACACCAAGAUCACCACUGGGAAGUCCAACACUGUGGACAUCACCUUUGUGCCAAAAACAGUGUGGGGGAAGCCGCCCACCACCAGCCAGCUGAUGUCAAAGAUAGAGAAACGGAAGGACCCUUUGUCCCUUGAGCUGGACUUUGACGACUUCAUGAUGCCUUUCAGCCAGACCUUCCAAAGAAAGACCCUGGAUCUGCCAAAAUCUACGGAGUAGACCGGACAGAGGUUAGGCAGAGAAAAACACAAGAUAUGUUAGAAUUAUUGUCCCUUUCCUGAGCUGGUUUUCCUUGGACACUGGAUUUAUUUGGCAUUUCUGUAUUUUUAAGCCUCUCAUAGUUUUGUCCAGAGGUGGCAUUAUGGUUUCAGGUUGUCUGUCCCAUUCUCAGGAAUACAGGGUUG
Molecule: messenger RNA, 2519 nt
Organism: Sphaeramia orbicularis (orbiculate cardinalfish)
Lineage: Eukaryota; Metazoa; Chordata; Actinopteri; Kurtiformes; Apogonidae
Product: ankyrin repeat and EF-hand domain-containing protein 1-like
Exons: 10
Coding region: 1-2334 (777 amino acids)
Molecular function (GO): protein binding
Source: RefSeq, a predicted model, not a curated record